This is a messenger RNA of Fusarium subglutinans, 1521 nucleotides long. RefSeq lists its product as uncharacterized. Gene Ontology annotation, molecular function: DNA binding; zinc ion binding. The transcript is spliced from 5 exons. Bases 1 to 1521 code for a protein of 506 amino acids. Gene Ontology annotation, cellular component: nucleus. The record is from RefSeq and is a predicted model, not a curated record. Gene Ontology annotation, biological process: DNA-templated transcription. NCBI's taxonomy places the organism in Eukaryota, Fungi, Ascomycota, Sordariomycetes, Hypocreales, Nectriaceae.
AUGGACAUCUCUUCCAGCGUGGCCGGUGAUACACAGCGGGUCUUUGAGCUUGAGAGUCGAGAUGCUAUUCGUCAAUAUCUGGACACAUACUUUGACAAAUCCGACAUUGCCGACUGCGUCUUUCUUCAUCGAGCUACAACAAUCGCAGAAUGGAGCCAAGGCAAACUCGAAAAGACCUUACUCAAAGCUAUCUGCGCUUCAGCACUGCGACUUGCACCAACAUAUCACACGAAGAGCUCACCAGCGCAUAACUGGAUAAAACAAGCUCAGCAUGAGUUGGUCAAUCACAUGGGCGAUAUGUCGGUGCCGAAACUACAAGCUCUAAUGCUUGUGAUCAAAUUCCUCUUCUCCAUGCGUUUCACUGGAGAUGUUUGGGUCCUUCUGUCAAUCGCAUCAAGAGUCGCGUUCACCAAGAGGCUCAACUAUGAACGCCCAGCUAUCGAUCCAGUCAAGCAGGAGUGUCUAAGGCGCUUGAUGUGGUCUAUUUACGUUGUUGACAAAGUAUUCUCGGGUGGUAUUGAGGAUCUGACUGUUUGUCCCACGCAAAGAAUGCAUAUCCGUUUACCGAGCAGUCAUCAUAAUUUCCAACUUGGUUCAAGAUCAAAAGCGCCGUUUCUGCGGAGUAAGAAUGAGAAUGACACAGACUUGAAUGUCUUGGCGUAUUUGAUGCGGCUGUACGACAUUCGAGAUAGAGUUCUGAGUUGUCGCUGCGAUCUUCACCGCUUUCUCAUCCCCGGCAUUCGAGAGGCUGUAUCACCAGAAGCACUCGGUCAAACGCCACGAGAGUAUAUCGACUACUGCCAGCAACAGUGUUUACAGACUGCAAUGAAAUACAUAGACAUGUGGUCCAAAGUUCGACAGAUGGAGACUAGUAGUCGUGUCGGUACACCAACGUUUGCAGUAGUGACGUACCAAUUCGUCAAAAUGGUUGAUCACUUGGCUGCUCUACUGCCAUUACACGGGGAGUCAUCGUUACCAGUGAUCAAGCAGAAGUUUAUGGAUAUCCUGCUUAUUGUUUCAGGAAGUCGCGCUGAAGUUGGAUGGAUUGGUUCAUGUAUCACGGAUAUUGAGAACCUCAUACCACGAUUGGGGACCAGACAUAUAUCGCCUGGAUCACCGAGCGCUUCGCCAGGGACUCUUCGCUUACAAGAAAAGCUGCAUCGUCGUUCUAAGCAUGCCUUUGCUCCAGACGAUGAAGAGGAGGAAGAUCCCGCUAUCCGACCACCAGAGUCUAAUAAUAGCGAAGAGAUACCAGAGACCUCCCUUGAGUCCGCAGUGCUCGAGAACGCUCCAGGACAAGACAUUUGGUCCUUUCCGGUCCAGGGCGAUGAGCAGGGUCUGACUGGGUCGACGGGAGACGGGUCUCUUGGCUCAUUCUCGUCACUUGGAUAUCCACUCAUCAACUAUGACUCGAUCAACUCAGCUGACAUGGUGUUUGGAGACCAAGAACUUGGUUUCCCAUUGGAUCCCUUUGAUCUUCAGAUGAAUGCUUAUACUGAUGCCAAUGCACCUCAAUAUUAG